Messenger RNA from Schistosoma intercalatum, 1056 nucleotides. NCBI's taxonomy places the organism in Eukaryota, Metazoa, Platyhelminthes, Trematoda, Strigeidida, Schistosomatidae. The record is from the annotation of a GenBank genome assembly.
CGAAAGUCCAGGGAAACACUUUGAGCCAGCUUUUGCACAGUGCCCAACUCCGAGCACCACAAAUACGGAAUGGUCGCCUUCAAUAGUGCCACUCAAGGUCGUGGUGGUGAAUUUGACCUGGACCUACCUGUGAUGAACUGCAGAGAAUACUCCUUUAUCUUCUCUGUUGUAGAGCCUGAAAUUUCGGAUGUUGUUUCAGCUUUAUUUCAUACAAUUUUACUUCAUAGGACGUUGCCGACUCUUGAUUUUAAAGGAGGAGCAGUGAGCUACAAUUCCUAUCUUGGUAUAUGUGAUGUGGAUUGUAAAAGUCUUGACUUGACCUACGUUUGUAUAAACUCCAACCAACUUAUCGAAAAAGUGGCAACUUCAGUUUCAGCCUUUGUUGAAGCCAUGCAUCGUGAUAGCUGUUCAUCUAACAAUAAUGGCGAAGUUCGUGGUGCAAUUAACUUGGAGUUUGUGGUUCAUAGAAAAGGGGUUUGGUUGGGACCAGAAGCCGCGACUUGGGAACGUUGGAUUGUAAAUGUGAUUCUGAAAAGCGUCAGUGCGAAUGAAAAAGAGGAUCAUCGUCGUCAAAUUAGCAGUCAACUAAGAAAUGAAUUGUGCAACAUUCUCGAACACUUCAACUCUCCCUCAGCUUAUGCUCCAUCUUUAGGUAGCUCACAAGUGGAAACAGAACACAUCAUUGACUUCUCUAUGUGCGGAAUUUCACCCUAUCGGUUUAGUAUAAAUUAUCUUUCUAAUUCAUGUCAAAGUCGUUCCGGAGUGAGUGUGACCAUGAGGCGUAUAUUUAAAGAUGCUAGACUUUGAUAUACAUUUUUAUUUUCAUAUUUUGUGUAUUAUGUACCUAAUUUUGAUACCGAUAUUGGACUAUCAGUCAUAAGCGAUUCGGCAUUUAUAUAAAGUCGUGGGAGUCAGUUCUUUAUUUCCUAAUUCUUGUUUUUAUUUUUCGCUAUGUUUAUUACUUGAAGUUGCAUAUUAGUAUUUCUUGAAUUCUGAUUGCUGUUUUGUUAUGAUUUUAGUGAAUUUUUAUAUAAAUUGCGAUGAACCAGUUGCGGA